AUGGAAUUGGCCCAGGCGGAGGUGGAUUUUUGGAAGAGCAAGGUGCCCAGCGACCACCCCAAGCUGCUCCAAGCACAGCAGACCCUGGAGGAGUACCUGCAGAAGUCCUUCCUUUCCCUGCCUGGGGAAGUCCAGGCGAAGCGUCUGCAGGCUACCGCCAACGCGGAGUGGAACAAGGUGAACAGCACGAAGGCGGAACUCAUAGACGCCAAGUGCGACGCCUACCAGCAGCUUGCGAUCAACAUCAAUGAGAAACUUGAUAAGCUCAAGGGGAAGAUCCAGCAGCUUAAGAUUCUCGAGACCUCCCUCACACCGGCAGAUCCGAAGCCGGAGCCUUCACCUCAACAGAUCAUCGCGUACAUGAAGGAGCACCCGCAAGAGGUAAGCAACCUCUCAGAGCCCGAAAUACUCACCAAGGUGCUAUCCAUCAACGACACCAGCAAGGCCCUUGAAAAGAAACACGCUGAGCUCAAGGAGAUGGACGGAGGGAUUGAAGCGGAGGUGCAGUGGUUGGCGGGGCAGGCUGCAGCGGAAAAGGCGCGAAGCGAGGCAGGCCACCAGGGGCUGCCGGGCGAGCCAGCCGCGGACGCUCAGGAGCGACCCAAUGAAGACCCGCCAGUAGGAGACGGCGGCUCGGCAGAGAGCGCAGAGAUGACAGGCGCAACGCCCGCCGCCAUGCCCACGGCUGCUAACCCGGCCGCCUCCAAGGCCAGAGCGGCGGGGGCGUCGCAAGCACCGUCGCCUGGGUAG
Molecule: messenger RNA, 750 nt
Organism: Prorocentrum cordatum
Lineage: Eukaryota; Dinophyceae; Prorocentrales; Prorocentraceae
Source: the annotation of a GenBank genome assembly